CCAUUAAACGAUACGGGUCAACCAGAGACUCCUGUCCAAGAUCAACAUUUCAGUCACGAGGCACAGAACAAGGAAAUGAAAGAGCGAGUUGAUGUUGCCCGAACCAGUACGGAUAAGAGAGCUUCACUCGAUGAUACUCUUAAAGAAUACAAGGCCAAAUAUCCCGACCAAGCUGAGGAUCUAGAAACAAUGCUUGAAAGACUACAAGCGCUCAAAAACUUUGUUGAUAAAGAUUUAAAUGACCCUGAAGACUAUGCCAAGUUGGGUAAACAAACGAUCGCGGGUUUAGUUGAAACAAACUUCCGCAGAUCUGAAUCCGCUGGGACUCAAGAGGAAAAACAGUUUAUCACACUUAUCGAAUUCGCCAUUGAUGUCGGUGGCGCUGAACAGUUUAAACUUUUCGUACAGCAUUGCUUUAAGAAAUUCAGCUACCUCAUUAAAGAAGAGUCCGACGAUGAAGAGUCCGACGAUGAAGGAGAAACUGAAGACUACACAUGUUACGAUUGUCUUUCUGAAACUCUAGGGGUAAUAGUGGGCUUCUCAGACUUUCACCAAGGUUUUUGCUCAGCGUGUGCGGAUGCAGGUGUCAUUUCAAUGUGUUUUGAAAACAUCAAACGAAUUGAUGCUGAAAACCCCAACUGGGAAGAAAAAUAUAAAGUCACCGAGCUAAUUUUAAACUCUAUUGGAAUUUUGCAUAACAUUUUAUGGCGACUAAGGGACCGUGAGCUGUUUGCUAACCGUGAGCUGUUUGCUAACCGUGAGCAAACGUUGCUUCACUUUGCUAAGACAAAAGUUCGGACAAUUGCAGCUUUAUCUCUGCUUACUCUAGCAUAUGUAGUUGAUGAAAACACGAAUCAUCUCAUUUCGGCGGACAAGAACUUGCUUAGAUUUAUAAUAAUAUUAUUAGAUGAGGCAUGGCAGUCGGAAGAUCGACAUUCGAAUGGAUUUUCUGCAAAGGAACUAGCAGAGGGCCUUAGCCACUUGGCCGUCAACGACGACAACAAGAAAAUUUUGGGACAAAUCGGAGUCAUUCCUGUUUUAAUUCAAGUGAUCAAAACGUCCAACGAGGAUGAGGAGAAAGCCAGUGCUACAAGAGCGUUGUGGAUGGUAGCUUUUAAUGACAAUAACAGAAAAAGAAUACGUCAAGAAGAAGGGGCUAUGGACAUCUUACACGAGUUACAGCACAGCGAGAACCCAGAAGUGCAGAAGGCUGCUGCAGGUGCAUUGUGGGAACUCGAAGGAAAGACAGCUAGGCACUCGGAAAGGAUGAAAUCGAGCGGGAAUCACGUAAUGAUCAGCUACCAAUGGGAUUCCCAGGAAGUGCUCGUCGAAGUGAAAAACAGGCUUCAGGCAAGUGGAUACAGAGUAUGGAUGGAUCUGGAGCAGAUGAAAGGAUCGACCUUGGAGGCAAUGGCUGAAGCUGUUGAGAAUGCUUCUGCUGUUCUUGUCUGUGUCUCGCGACGAUACAAGGAAAGUCAAAACUGUCGUUCAGAGGCGACGUACGCUUAUGACUUGAAGAAAGAUAUCAUUCCUUUGAUGAUGGAACGUAAUUACAAAGGAGACGGUUGGCUGGGCAUUAUCGUGACAGGAAAGAUGUGGUUUGACUUUCAGAGUAAACACGCAUUAGAACAAAGUGUAACGAAAGUGAUCAAAGAACUUGGAGGAAGAGGAAAGGUUGUUGACGUGACAGAUGGACCAUCCGAGCCAGUGGUGCAAGCAGUUCAAUCUGACAUUGUUGCCACUUCACCCUCAUCCCCUGGGGUGUCUACCUGGACUAACAAAGAGGUCAAACAGUGGUUCAAAGAAAUCGGGUUAGAGAAGGUUUGCAAGGAAGACAUUUCGGAGGUAAAUGGACAGACGUUGAUUGACCUUCAACAAGUACGCAGUGAAUGCCCAGAGUAUUUCUACAGAUGUUUAGAAAAGAACUUGAACUUGUCGAACAUGGUCGAUGUAUUCACAUUCAGAAAAGAACUGGGCAAGCUGUUGGGAUACUAAACGGGAUGAGUGUUAAACGCCCAAUUUACCGAUACGUGCAAGGUAACGAUAGAACCCGUUUAUAUUUAAGACUCGUUUCAAGGCAUUUAUAGCUAAUGGUCUGAACGUCUUCGUUUUGACAGGUAUAUGAUUUUAUUAGAGAUUGCGGGUAAAGCUUUUUUAUCCUGUAAUCUUUUUUUUUUUGUCAAAUUUGCUCAAGUGUGUUCUUUUUAAAAUAUUACUACUAUCCCUUUUCAUUUUGAACCAUAAAGAAAAGUGGAAAAAAAUUUAUUAAUAACAAAUAUAUCAUUGAAUACAUCAUUUGGACUGGGACAAGCUUAAGUUAUACAGCAAAAAUAUAUUGUAUGAUAAUUGCCUGACAAGUUUCCUUUCUUUUUUAACCUUUCUUUUUUUUUAAUCAAAGUAGGUUGAUUACCCAUACAUCACCGUAAAGAUUUUCAUUUAUUAAAGCUAGUGUAUAAAGCCCUACACUGUGAGGGCAUGCCUUCAUAUAGACGGUUAGAGGAAUAUAAACCCACAAGAUCCCAUCCUCAAUAAGAAACUGCAAAGUCUUAACGGAAUACCGUAAAAUUCCGACAGAAAGCCCCUCCAUGUAUGUAUAAGCCCCUUAAACUCCUAACGCAAAAAACCCUCCGUUAAAUCGCAUCUCCAAAUAUAAGCCCCCCUCCCUGACGGUGACAAUCCUUUGUUUCUGUUCACAAAUUGAUGUGACGUUUUUAUUGGUCAAUAAGAUCAAAAUGAUAGAAAUGCUAUUGAACGUUGUGCACCUUCAAAUCCACAAAAACUUAUAACAAGGAAGACUCACGGGUUUUGUAGUGUUUAGACAUUUCGUUACUAUUAUAUAGAGUUAUCGGCGCGCAAAGAAUCAUGGUACUGUAACAUAGCCUGCUCGCUGGUGUAGAUUAAAGAAACCUGUUGAGUUUAUCUGCACUUAUCUGGGUAUUAACAGACCAUCAUUACAGGUUUCACGACCAUUUCACUCUAUCAACUUUGUCAACUCUAUCAUCAUCGCCUCCACCACCACCACCACUACCAUGAUCAUCAUCAUCAUCAUCAUCAUCAUCAUCAUCAUCAGUAGUUAAUUUAAACACGAUGAAAAUGAAAGCAAAAGCUUAUGGGGUCGUUUAAUGUACAUGAUAAAAGUCAAAAUUAUGAAUAGUAUACAAUUUAAGAAAAAUAUUGUAGCAGCGACUCUAAAGUUCCAGACCGAACUCCACAAAACAAGUUGGGACUGUACAAUGAAAGCUGAGGAAGUCAGUUCUAAGGUCGAGCCAUCCGACCACCAGUAUGAUUAAGGACUGUGUUACGAAUAAAGCAACUGACAUUUGUACAUCUCUGUGUUAAUAGCGACUUACAAAUGUGCGUAUUAUCCCACAGCUUUCCUUAUUAACCCAAUUUUUAGAAUAAACGUUACAGACAUCAUCUUUCUUGCUCCCUUUGUCUCGUGUUCACCUUGUAAACUUUGAUUAGAAACUUUACAAGUCCAGCUUGCGAUAUAUUAACUUUUAGAUCUUAUAGAUGACAACUGCAGUCCCUGUAUGAUUUAACUAUUAUCGGACGAGGUUGACCGUCAUCUAAAGAAUUAUGGAGAUCGAGGAGGGUGUUAUCAGCCGAGGCCGAUUUAGCUGAGAUCUCUGAGAUCUCCAUAAUUCUUGAGAUAAUACGAAAGGCGAAUCCAAUGAUUGUUUUAAUAUUCAUUCAAAAUAAUUCCUAGUUAAAAAAACAAGCUAAAUCAUGCUUACCUCUAUCGAUGAAGUUCAUCUUCAAUUGCCUGUUUAUCGGCAAUUUUAGGAGAUAAACUGUUGUUCAGUACUGCAAAAUAAUAUUAGUUUUAAAUUUUAGAGAAUUUUAGCAUUUUCAGUGUCCCCAAUUAGCAAAUUAUUCAAGUUUAAAACGUUGACGAAAACUCACAAGAGAAAACCAUUUCAGCAAAAUUUCUAGGAAACUCAGUUUUACAAAUAACUAUUGAAUGAAUUAUGCGAUAAUGGGUCUCCGCGCUCCACGGAUGGAUAGUGAUGCACACCUAAUUUGAAUAGCUUUGUCUUAGAAAAAUAGUUAAAGGAAAGAUAGAGUCUUAAAGAAGGAAGAAAAAACAAAUAGGGAAUUAAUUAGGCCUGCUUAUACAGCUAAAUCAAAACAGGUUGCUUUGGUAAAUGGUCAUUCGGGCAUAAGGAACGGUGCAAUGAUUUACUUGAGUGAACACCAAAUAAUAGCUUCCCAAAAGCCCAUUGAAUCAGCUCCUAACAGAUGUAGGCAACCUUUUCGGGAUUGAAUCAUUUGAGAUCUAUAAACCUUGCCUGCCUCUCCCUAGACAGAUGUACAAAAUGAUAUAAUUACAUUCAUUUUACCCUAAAAAAGGCUGCAAAAGAAAAGGUAAGUUUUGAUCUUUUCAGCUAGGGCAGAUGAAAAGUUUUUAGGGGAUAAAAAUACCUAUAUCUACCGUUUAAAUACUAAAAUGUAUGUUAAGUGGUUUUGUUUAAUAGUAAAGAGUCUUUGGGGCGUAAUAAAUUCUUAUUUAAUAGUAAGUUUUUAAAUUUUCAUUUUUUUUAUAUUUUUCAUUUUUCUUUUAGCAUUUUUCUAUGACAACGUUAUUGUAAUUGACGUCAACGCGACCCCGUCAGGUAACGCGAUUUUUGCAUGGCAACGAGUGGUUCGUAAGGGUGUAAAUAAAUCGAUAAUGUGUCAAGAUGCAUUAACAAUCCACCACGAUUUCCGCUAAUUUCUCGAAACCUCGGUACAGCAGACAUGAAUAGGUCGUACGUAGCACUGGCAUGUGUCAGAUGGAUAGUUAAACCGAAAUCUAGCGCUGAAAUGCUGGCAAAAAGAACAUAGUUUUUCACUUACAAUAUUGUCUUGAUUUGCUUGACCGCAGCUACCGAUUUACAUUGUUUAGGUCGACAUAUCUUAAAAACCUCGUAUCACUAUGGGUGCCGGAGCAUCGAAAAACCACCACUCUAAAGGAAUACCGUCACCGCCACGCGAGAGCCUUUCGCCAGUAAAGGAUACGGUUCAACCAAAGAUUCCUGUCCAAGAUCAACAUUUCAGUCACAAAGCACAGAACAAGGACAUAAAAGAGCAGGUUGAUGUUGCUCGGACAAGUCAGACCAUUGCUGAUAAGAAAGCUUCACCCAACGAUACUCUUGAAACGUACAUAGUCAAACAUCCAGACCAAGCUGAGGAUCUAGAAACAAUGCUUGAAAGACUACAAGCUCUCAAAAACUUUGUUGCUAAAAAUUUAAAUGACCCUGAAGACUAUGCCACGUUGGGUAAACAGACGAUCGAGGGUUUAUUUGAAACAAGUGUCCACACUUUCGAAUCCGCUGGGACUCAAGAGGAAAAAGAGUUCAUCACACUUAUCGAAUUCACCAUUGAUGUCGGUGGUGCUGAACAAUUGAAACGUUUCGUACAGCAUUGCUUUAAGAAGUUCAGCUACCUCAUUAAUGAAGAGUCCGACGAUGAAGAAGAAACUGACGACUACACAUGUUACAAUUGUCUUUCCAUCUCUCUAGCGGCAAUACAAAACUUCUCAGACUUUCAUCAAGGUUUUUGCUCAGCGUGUGCGGGUGCAGGUAUCAUUUCAAUGUGCUUUGAAAUCGUCAAACAAAUUGAUGCUGAAAAUUCCAACUGGGAAGAGGAAGAUGAAGACUCGGAGCUAGUUACAAUAAUUGACAACUCUAUUGGAAUUCUGCAUAACAUUUCACGGCGACUGAGGGACCGUGAGCUGUUUGCUAACCGUGAGCAAACGUUGCUUUACUUUGCUAAGAAAAAAGUUCCAGCAGUUGCAGCUGAAUCUCUGCUUACUCUAGCAUAUUUAGUUGAUGAAAACACGAAUCAUCUCAUUUUGGCGGACGAGAACUUGCUUAGCUUCAUAAUAACAUUAUUAGAUGAGGCAUGGCAGUCAGAAGAUCGACAUUCGAAUGGAUAUUCCGCAAAGGAACUCGCAGAAGGCCUUAGCCACCUGGCUAUCAACGACGCCAAUAAGAAUAUUUUGGGACAAAACGGGGUCAUUCCUGUUUUGAUUUCAGUGAUCAAAACGUCGAACGAGGAUGAGGAGAAAGCCAGUGCUACAAGAGCGUUGUGGAUGUUAGCCUUUGAUAACAAUAACAAAGAAAAAGUACGACAAGAAGAAGGGGCUAUGGACAUCUUACACCAGUUACAGCAGAGCAAGAACUCAGAAGUGCAGAAGGCUGCUGCAGGUGCAUUGUGGGAACUGGAAGGGAAGACAGCUAGGCAAUCCUCAGAGAAGAUAGAAUCGACCGGGAAUCACGUGAUGAUCAGCUACCAAUGGGAUUCCCAGGAAGUGCUCGUCGAAGUGAAAAACAGGCUUCAAGCAAGUGGAUACAGAGUAUGGAUGGAUCUGGAGCAGAUGGGAGGAUCGACCUUGGAGGCAAUGGCUAAAGCUGUGGAGGAUUCUUCUGUCGUCCUUAUCUGCGUAUCAGAACGAUACAAGGAGAGCCCAAACUGUCGUUCAGAAGCGGAGUACGCGUAUCAGUUAAGAAAAGAUAUCAUUCCGCUGAUGAUGCAACGCAAAUACCGAGGAGACGGUUGGCUGGGAAUGCUCGUGGGAACAAAGUUGUGGUUUGACUUUCAGAAUAAACUCGUAUUAGAACAAGGUGUAACGAAACUAAUUAGAGAGCUAGGGGGAAGAGGAAAGGAGUUGGACGUGACAGAUGGACCAUCCGAACCAGCAGUUCGAGCAGUUCAAGCAGAUCUUCUUGCCCCACCCUCAUCCCCUGGGGUGUCUACCUGGACUAACAAAGAUGUGAAGCAGUGGUUCAAAGAAAUCGGAUUGGAAAAGGUAUGCAAAGAAGACAUUUCAGAGAUGAAUGGACAGACGCUGAUAGAUCUUCAAGAGCUCCGUGGAGAAUGUCCUGAUUACUUCUAUAGAUGCAUCGAGCGCACUCUCAAACUGACAGACAUGUUUGACUUGCUAAAGUUUAGGAAGGAGCUCAGCAAACUAGUAUGA
Messenger RNA from Porites lobata, 6961 nucleotides. Lineage: Eukaryota; Metazoa; Cnidaria; Anthozoa; Scleractinia; Poritidae. The record is from the annotation of a GenBank genome assembly.